Messenger RNA from Python bivittatus (Burmese python), 657 nucleotides. Lineage: Eukaryota; Metazoa; Chordata; Lepidosauria; Squamata; Pythonidae. The record is from RefSeq and is a predicted model, not a curated record.
AUGGCUUGGGUCCUUCGGGACCAUCCAGCACCGGAGAUAUCGGCUGCGAUCUUGGGAACUCAAUAUCGCACCCCAUAUCGCUGCGAUGCCAGCUCCGCCUCCGCCAUUCGGCACCUCCUUGAAGAGGAACAUUUUUUUGUAAUCGGGUGUGCCGAUUUGCAUCUUCUAGACAUGCUGACACCCACAGAAAGGAAACGGCAAGGGUACAUUCAUGAACUCAUAGUAACAGAGGAGAACUAUGUGAAUGACUUACAGUUAGUAACAGAGAUCUUCCAGAAGCCACUGAUGGACUCUGAACUGUUGACCGAAAAAGAAGUUGCUAUGAUUUUUGUAAACUGGAAGGAACUCAUUAUGUGCAAUAUUAAACUACUGAAAGCACUGCGAGUUCGUAAAAAGAUGUCAGGUGAAAGAAUGCCAGUUAAAAUGAUAGGUGAUAUCCUGACUGCACAGCUUCCUCACAUGCAGCCCUACAUUCGGUUCUGCAGCUGCCAGCUUAAUGGGGCAGCGCUCAUCCAACAGAAAACAGAUGAAGUGCCUGACUUCAAGGAAUUUGUUAAAAAAUUAGCAAUGGAUCCUCGCUGUAAAGGGAUGCCAUUGUCAAGCUUUUUGCUAAAGCCUAUGCAACGAGUUACACGAUAUCCUCUGAUAAUCAAAAAU